Messenger RNA from Ostrea edulis (European flat oyster), 1840 nucleotides. RefSeq names its product transmembrane protein 19-like. Gene Ontology annotation, cellular component: membrane. The record is from RefSeq and is a predicted model, not a curated record. NCBI's taxonomy places the organism in Eukaryota, Metazoa, Mollusca, Bivalvia, Ostreida, Ostreidae. The transcript is spliced from 6 exons. Bases 469 to 1443 code for a protein of 324 amino acids.
GUAUUCCCAGGAGUUGCUUUCUCAUGGUUAUGUAACGGGGAUGGGGCGAUUGAGAAAUGGAAUUGUAAUUGAGUUGUUUUUUUUUUUUUUUUUUUUUUUUUUACAAAUUUUCAAAUAUUUGGAAGUAGUUGGUUUCUAUUAGAUGUAAUCCAUGCUUGUCCACUUCUCUAAAGAGAACCUUCCUUGUCUAUUACAUGGAUGUAAGCUAUGCUUGUCCACUUCUCUAAAGAGAACCUUCCUUGUUUUCCUCUCUGAGAACUUUGUGUUUUUAAUUAUUUAUUUAUCGUUUUCAUUAAUUUUUGCUAUAGUAAUAUCUUAGAUGAUAUACAGUAAUUAUACCUUGAUGAUUUUUUGUUUAAAUCAAGCUUCCACGGGUAGGGGGACAAAAAGUUUGAUGGGCCGAACUUGUCGUGGACCGAAACCCUUCGCACCGAACCCCGAGACAAACCUCAAAGUGAAAGUAGAACAAUGUGGCUGGUAGUACUGGGGUUAGUUGCACCUGUCAGUUUAAUUUGCUGGCUUGGUACCAUAGUAUAUGGCUACGUUUAUAAUGACUCAGUACCGGUCUCGCCGUUAAGAUGGAUGAUGGCCAUAUUGGCACCAGUUGGAAUUGCAAGCUGGGGAUUGAAGAGGAAAAGUCUGGAUCGAUCUGGUGUAAUAGCAGGUCUCGUCGUGGGCUUCAUUCUCACCAUCAGCAAUCUGUGCUUUUUCGCAUCUCUUUUUACGUUCUUUGUCGUGGGAUCAAAGGUCACAAAGUACAAGGCUGACCAGAAGAAAAAACUGGAACAUAACUACAAGGAUGGUGGUCAAAGGAAUUGGGUUCAAGUCAUGUGCAAUGGUGGUAUCGCAGCAAUCUUUGCCGUGCAGUACAUGUUCCAUGUGGGGUGUAAGGAAGUUAUUAUAGACUUUUCUCAUCAGUAUUCCCCAUCCUGGCUAGCUAUGGCCGUCCUCGGAGCUCUUGCCUGUUCAUGCGGGGACACAUUCUCCUCAGAGCUUGGUUCUGUGUUUUCUAGGAAUACUGAACCCAGACUCAUUACAACUUUUCAGAAAGUCCCUCGAGGUACGAAUGGAGGCAUAACUGCGAUAGGAAGUUUUUUUAGUGUAUUAGGAGGAGGAAUUGUAGGCUUGGCUUUUUAUCUCACUCAGAUUUUUCUGCUCAGCGAAUCGUUUUUAAACAAAGGCCCCCCUCAGUGGCCCAUUCUGUUAGUGGGGAUCCUCAUGGGAUAUAUUGGUUCAUUCAUAGACUCGUUCUUAGGAGCAACAAUUCAGUACUCAGGAUAUGAUAGGAGGCGAGGAUGCGUUGUUGAACAUUCGGGGAGUGAUAUAGACUAUAUUUCUGGUAUGGAGCUUUUAGACAAUCACAGUGUUAACUUACUGUCAUCCCUGAUAUCCGCCCUUAUAACACCGAAAUUAGCUUUUGAAGUAUGGCGAUUAUGUACUUGAGAAAGUGAAUGUGACUUUGCUUUUUAUCAAAAUAAUAAAUACAACUACUAGAAAAUAUAGAAUUUGAUACCUUUUACACAUGUAUAUAGUGUACAUAGUUAAACUCGAAAGCUUGUAAGUAUUUUAUUGAAAUAUUCUGUAUUACGUACGUGUGAUUGAGAGGUAAAUAUACACAUGUUAUGUAACUGUAAGGGGGUAGUGCAACCAACAGCCAGCAGGUAGUGCAACCAACAGCCAGCAGGUAGUGCAACCAACAGCCAGCAGGUAGUGCAACCAACAGCCAGCAGGUAGUGCAACCAACAGCCAGCAGGAUCAGACUGGCUUUAUUAUAAGUGCUGGCAUCAAUAUGCAGAAUUGUGAUUUUAAUUCCAGAAUCAAAUAAAUAACAUUUAUUACA